Effrenium voratum is the source of this 1476-nucleotide messenger RNA. Lineage: Eukaryota; Dinophyceae; Suessiales; Symbiodiniaceae. The record is from the annotation of a GenBank genome assembly.
AUGGCGGCUUUCGCACAGGCAACCCGUGGCAAUCCGCUUUGUUGGAGCGGGUGGUUCUCCUACGAGAGAUGCUGCAGCCAUGAAGGACUGGGAAAUCCCUCCUGCUGGACGCCGGACUUCACAUACGAUCUUUGCUGCCAGCCAACGCGAUAUAUGUCCGGAACAUCGGAGACCUGUGCAAAUCGCUAUGAAGGCUUUUUGAGGAACUAUGGGGACCACUCUGGAGGUCAGAGCACCAUCAUUAGAGACGGCCAUCUGCCCGGCGAGCUGUUGCAGAAACACGCAGAGGAGAUUGAUUUGGACAUUACGCGGGGCUACCAAGGCCAAGGUACCGGGGAGUUCUGGUUUGAGCUCUUCAGGGCAGCCAGCCUGAAGCAGAUCGCCUGCUGGCAACUGGGCGGCCGCUCCUGGGAGGCUGAGUUUGAGACGAGCUCCUGGGAAGCGACUUUGAAGAUUUGCAGGACUGGACUGACUGCUUUGCCACAGAAUUUUCGAGUGUCCAUGUGUGCCCCCAAGCAGUGCGAGCUGGAGGAUAUCUGUGGCAUUGUGCUACCGCGGUACUUCCAGUGGGACAUUUGCCCUGAGACCUAUUUCCCCCCACUUCCGGUUUCUCAGGUGCAGUUGUACGAACUGUCCUCCUGGAGUUCUCUGCAUCUGGACUUUGGGAUCAUUGGCAUGAACACCUGCGGCACGACUUCCCUGCAGAGGAAUUUGGCCCUGCACCCAGAGAUUUCCUUCACCUCGGAGGGCGAGGACGACUUCUUCGUGCCCGGGGGAUAUCCCAUGAGGUUCUCCGGCAGCAUCCGAGUCCUUCCGAGGGCCAAAAGCGCGAGCAGCGCCAAUGAGGCAUGGAGCAUGCGCCGGAAAGAGCUGCUGGGGGUCAACAACCCCAACCUCUUCUACACCCAGGAAGGUCUUCAAGCCAUCGCCAGGAUCCCGAAGAUCCGCCUGGUGCUGAUUCUGUGCGACCCAGUGAGCAGGGCGGAGAAGUUGCACUACUUGCACUGCCGCCGGAGUGGCUGGGGCACCAGCCGCUGCCAGGAAGAACUGGCCAAAGCGGUCUCAGGAAAGCUGCCCUACAGCUGGAGGGUGUAUGAUCAUUUGCUCGACCUCAGCAGACUUAUCCGGCUUCAAAGCUUGACGGUGUUUGUGAUACAUCAGGAGUUUCUGCGCGAUCACGAGUUUGAGGUGUAUGACUCGAUCGCAAACUACCUGGGUGUCAAGGCUCCAUUUCCAGACAGCACUCAGUUCGGAAGAUACAACUCGAUUAGAGGGCAGCGGACUGGUCUCUGCAGCAACGUGUCUUUGCUGCGCAGGAUGAAGAAGCGGAUGGCUCCGGACUAUGCUGCAAUCGAGCGCAUGGUGGAAGCAAUGUACGGCCGAAUCCCACCAGCUGUGCGACUGCGCCGAACGAGAUGCGACGAUGCGUCAAGUCUGAGCGCCACAUCCUGUCCCAACAAGACAAUGUGCCAAUGA